GCAGAUGCUGCUCAAGGCGGGGAGAGGUCUCGUUGAAUGAGGCGGUAGGUGGCGGGGGGUUGUCGUCAUGGACGUGUAGCGACGCUCACAAGAAGAGGAAGAAGGAGGUGUGGGUCGCGCUCUCCUGUAUUUGCAUCUGUUCAAUCCCUUUGGAUGGAAUCAUGUCACGAGCGCCCCGGCCUUGCGACGACAGCAUCAGCGUAAAUACACGGCGACGAUAAGCGGCUCCGAGGCAUACAGAAAUGGGUGGUCAGAUCACGCGAAAUGCUUUGUACGACUCCCUCGGUGGCCCUUUCCCAUCCACAUCCCACCGCUGUCAUCACAAACACAAGAGAUGUCUGCCUAUCCAGUGUGGAAGUGUUUGUGGUCCCCUUCCAGCCAGCCCACUUCUCUUUCACCCUAAUGCGAAGGGUUCCCAAAUUGUCAUGGACCUUGCCCAGAAGAUAGUCAAGAGGCAGGGGAGUUUCUGCAAUGCCAUCACUUUCAGCAACAGGCCCAUAGCCCUGUACGAGCAAGUCCGACUCAAGAUUACUAAAAAGCAGUGUUGUUGGAGUGGAGCUCUGCGUCUGGGGUUCACCUCCAAAGAUCCCUGCAGGAUCAACCCAGACAACUUGCCAAAGUACGCCUGCCCAGACUUGGUGUCCCAAAGCGGCUUCUGGGCGAAGGCUCUACCUGAAGAGUUUGCUAAUGAGGGGAAUGUUAUCGCCUUUUGGGUUGACAAGAAGGGCCGUGUGUUCUACCGCAUAAACGAGUCCAGCCCCUUGCUGUUUUUCAGCGGUGUCCGAACCACCGAACCCGUCUGGGCUCUCAUUGAUGUUUAUGGUCUGACCCGUGGAGUGCAGCUGCUAGACAGUGAGAUUGUUCCUCCCGACUGUUUGCGCCCUCGCUCUUUCACGACGGUGCGCUCCUCCUCUCUCUGCCGUGGGGCAGACGACUCCCGUCUCUCUGUCAGCCUGUGUGACCUCAACCUUCAGCAGGAGGAAGGAGGCAACUCCCACGCACACCAUCACACGCUCCACCUGGCCUCAGCCUCCUCCAGCUGCCCCAUCCCCCAGAACUCCCUCAACUCGCAGCAAUCAUCUUUGUUGCCGUCCAUCAUCGAGAGCGAUCUCCACUUCCACCAGCUGCGCGGCGCCCAUAUUAAGACUCUCGAUGAACAGACUGUGGCGAGAUCCGAGCAUUCACGGGAGGAGCGCACGCUCGUCUUUACCAACCGCCCUCUACAAACUGGAGAGUGUGUGUACAUCAAAGUCACCAAAUCCAGUCCAGCCCGCUCAGGUUCCUUGUCCUAUGGUGUGACAUCAUGCGACCCAUCUGUGCUGCGCCCCAGUGAUCUGCCAUAUAAUCCAGAGGCUCUCGUGGAUAGAAAGGAGUUUUGGGCGGUGUGUCGUGUGCCCACCCCUCUACAGAGCAGUGACAUCCUUGGCUUCUUGGUCAACCAAGAAGGGGAGGUCAUUUUAAGCCACAACGGCACCAACGUUGGCAUGCAAGUCUGUGUGGACAACUCGCGUCCACUCUGGAUGUUCUUUGGCCUACAUGGUGCUGUCACUCAGUUGAGAAUUCUGGGCUCCACUCAUGUUGGAGACACACGGGCCGGUUCGAACCCCAGUUCGCCCUCCUCGUCACCGCAAACUCCAAGUGCCCUGGGCAGCAGCAGCUCGGAUACCGUCCUCAACCGAGGCAUCUGCUCGGCAGCUUACUGCGGCUCACCCGGGGGAACAACUCUGAAUUCUCCAGUCAGCCUGCCCAAGUCACCCACAUUUCCAACGGAUCGCGGGCCUCGCUAUGAUGAGUGCUCCAUCUGUUACGAGAACACAGUGGACACGGUCAUCUAUGCGUGUGGACACAUGUGUCUCUGCUAUAGCUGUGGCCUGAAGCUCAAGAAAAUGUCCAACGCCUGCUGUCCCAUCUGCAGAAGGCAGAUUAAAGACAUCAUCAAAACCUACCGAAGUACAUAAGAGCACACGAUGGGACCGCAAACUCCCAGAGAUGAGGGAAUUGUUUAAUCUUGAACUUUUUGUUGGUCGAAUCUGAAUCCAAACUCAAUUGGGGUACAGUGCUGCUCAUAUGUGCUCUCACACAGAGGCAGCACUUGAAGGGAAACAAACACGAUACACGCCACAAGUGUUCCCACCUCAACACUCUGAAUUCUAGAGGGGAACCACGCAAACAACUUGAUCAAAGCUUUUAUUUGUUGAGCCAUGCCGCCCCGAAGCAGGGACUGUGCUCAAACGGUCUGAAUGUUUCUUUCACAACACUGCACAGAAUUCAGUCAACCGGAUGUGUAUGGCAUGUCUGACUGUACCGGUGAAAACAAGCACACACCCACACUCACACACACCCACACACACACACACACACACACACACACACACACACACACACACACACACACACACACACACACACGCACACACACACACACAUGCACAAAUACACACACAUCAUGUAAGUCAUCUCACUAUCUCACACCUUGUGUAUGUGUUGCUGAGCUCCACCUGGAAAUAGACGAGUCGGGCUCCAGCAACGCACCGAUGAACAAAUGAAUCAUUGACAUCGUGCUGGUAAUCGGUAGUGACAUGUUUUAGAAACGGUGCUGAGUUUACGCUUGUACUCAUUUAAUUUACUGUAUCUUUGCUAGUUCUACUUCAAAUGGUGGUAGAUAUGUUGUUGUGCUAGCUAGCUAGCUAGCUGCUUGCGCUACAAUGUGCUAUGUUGCACUGAAAUCGGAAUCCUCGUGGAAAUGCCCCAAUACCAAAACCAUUCAAGGACAUUCCUGGGUUUGAACAAUUGGAAGACUCAAGCAGCUCACAAUUCAGAAAAACAUGACACAUUCUCAGGGCCAGUACUUUUAUGGUUUUAUUUUUAAGAUGGAAGCACUCUUUUUUUUCUUUCUUUUUUCCCCAAACUAUAGUCCUAACCGUGCCUGAUGCACUGGGAGUAAUCCUGACAUUCACGUCGCCUCAAAAAUAACUCCGUAAGAAUUCAGGUGAUUGUUGCCGUGGUAUCAGAAGGCAGUACGGUUACGACACAACAGCCUUAACCAGCAUUUGUUACAAGCAGAUGUACCUACAAGAAAGAAAAUUACCAAAAAUACUGCCGUGUGACACAAAGUGGUCACAUUUUUCACUCAGUGGAGGAAGGAAAAAAAAAAGCACACAAAAUGUUAAUUAUUUUUCUAAAUAGACAGAAGUUCCCAUAUUAUAUGAACAUGUCUUCUAAUCUUUGACAGGUUUUCACCAGCAGCAAAAGAGCCUUUAUAGAAAUGAAGUUACUCGACAGUCAUAAAAAAAGCUUAUUUCAAAAAUUUGAAUGAUGCCUCUCCCACACUUUCAUUCCAAUAUCUCCUCGUCAAAUCAUCUACAUGGGGCUCAAAGCUUUACUGCUAUUGCAUUUGCCAGCUGUCCUUUUCCGGUAAAUGCUGGCAGUGGUUAGCAUGGUCCACACAUCCCUCCACACUUUUUUUUAUGCUACUGCUUGAAGUGUUGAAUCACAUUUGAAUGUUAAUUUAUGCUUUUAGAAUAAAUUAUUGUGUUUUUUUUUUUUUUUUUAAUUAUUGUGUUGUGUUAUAGUCUUAUUUUCGUAGGAUUGCUUUUUUUCCCCCCUAUCCUUGGUUGGAUUAAUAGUUUUGAGUCUAUGCGUUCUUGAGCUCAACAUGAAAAUCGAAAUGUAUUCUAGUUUUGUAAGUGUGCAAAUGAUUUGUUUUGUAUUGCAGCAUUGUAGUACACAAAGUUGCAGCAUAUAAACUACGGUACUAGGUUUAUUACAAUCCCUGAUUUUUUUGUUUUGUUUUAUGCGGGGGUAUAUUGUGUAUAAACUGUUAAAAUUUCAGUCCAUCCCACAUAAAGCUUUUAUAAUAUUGUUUAAAAGCCAUCACUGUGUACGUAUCACUCGUUUGGUGGUGAUAAAUGUCACUUUAAGCAAUUGAUUGUACAUUUGGAAAUAUUCAGGCCCGUGUUGCAGUCCUGGCAUGUUUUGUAUUGUGCACUCUGAUCAAAUAUAUACUUAAUCCAUUUGCAUUGCAUUUUUUUUUUUUUAAAUCAAUGCGUUGAAACAUACUCAUAUGUUGUGCUACCGUUUUAGCCGACUGUCAUUAUGGUUAUCAACUCUUUUACUUUUGCAUUCUAAAUAUUCAAACAGCUCCUUGAAUGUUACUGACCUUGUAAUGUGGUUAUUAUCCAUCACUGAUGGGAGGACUAAAUCGUCAAUUUGUUUUUCUUGAUUCUGUUUUGUGUGUUUGCAAUAUUUUACAUUGCCACUGUUUGACUUGUGUUUGUGUGCGUGCGUUUGUGUGUGUUGCGCUCGCGCUUAUAUUACAACACUGCAAUUAGAUUUACACAAUCGAUUUUGUGUCAUGUAUGACUGAUCGGUUUACCUCAUGUAAAGUUCAGGACCAACUGUCGACGAGUUUGCUUCUUUAUCCGUCUCAGUUUUGCCAUGGUUGUGGCACAGCAGCGUUCUGAAGUAUUUGGUGAACCUCGAUUUUCUUUCACUUUAUUUCAAACAUUGUAAGCAGUGACUCGGUGCGUCAGAUGAUUGUGUUUAAUAAACUUUCCAUGUGGUUGCGCA
Hippocampus comes (tiger tail seahorse) is the source of this 4569-nucleotide messenger RNA. RefSeq names its product neuralized E3 ubiquitin protein ligase 1Aa (gene neurl1aa). Gene Ontology annotation, biological process: negative regulation of Notch signaling pathway. Gene Ontology annotation, molecular function: ubiquitin protein ligase activity. The record is from RefSeq and is a predicted model, not a curated record. NCBI's taxonomy places the organism in Eukaryota, Metazoa, Chordata, Actinopteri, Syngnathiformes, Syngnathidae. Bases 243 to 1958 code for a protein of 571 amino acids. Gene Ontology annotation, cellular component: plasma membrane; postsynaptic density. The transcript has 6 exons.